Scheffersomyces stipitis CBS 6054 is the source of this 939-nucleotide messenger RNA. Its product is annotated as U2-type spliceosomal complex subunit. NCBI's taxonomy places the organism in Eukaryota, Fungi, Ascomycota, Pichiomycetes, Serinales, Debaryomycetaceae. Bases 1 to 939 code for a protein of 312 amino acids. The transcript is spliced from 3 exons. Gene Ontology annotation, biological process: mRNA splicing, via spliceosome. Gene Ontology annotation, cellular component: U2-type spliceosomal complex. The record is from RefSeq and is a predicted model, not a curated record.
AUGAUUCUUAAUAUUGAUAUGGUUAUUCUGUUCCAGUUUUUGGAUAUGGCUGGGGAUCUCAACUUGAAGAAGUCAUGGAACCCGGCGUUGGUUAAGAACCAGAAGAAAGUAUGGGAAGAAGAACAAAAUAAACUUAAAGAAUUGAAACGAAUAAAGGAACUCAACCAAGAGUUCCAGAAAGAACAAGAAUACAGAAACUUGUUGAAGCUUCAAUACGGAGAAGAUUUCAACGAAGGGGAUUUGAAGAAAAAUGAAAAGUUGAAGCUCUCCAAAUUAAACUGGAUGUAUGAUGACAUGCCCAAGACUGAUGAACCUACAGAGAACCUGAGUGGUUUUACCGAGAGCAACGAAGAAUUCUUGGAAGGCAAAACGAAGGUGGAAAAUCUCCUAAAUGGAAAUAAGGCCUUCAACAGAAACAAGCCAAGUGACAAUAUCAACAGAAUCAUCAAUGUUGGAAAAACUGUUUCUUCGGAUAACAAAGUUGCACAAGAAGAUCCAUUGCUUAGUAUUAGAUCUCAGCAACAGAGAAUCAUCAGAAACCAACAGGAGAAGAUGAUUCACAGCCACCGUUCACGUGAAAGCUCCAGAAAUGAUGGGGAUAGAAGAGAAAGAGAGAGAUCAGAUAAAGAAAGAAAAGAGUAUAGAUCAGAAAGGUCAAACAGAGAAAGAUCAAGCAGAGAAAGAUCAGACAGAGAAAGAUCAGACAGAGAAAGAUCAGACAGAGAAAGAUCAGACAGAGAAAGAUCAGACAGAGAAAGAUCAGACAGAGAAAGAUCAAAUAGAGAUAAAGACAGAUCCCAUAGAUCAAGUCACCAUCGCCAUCAUCAUCAUAGAAGCAGAGAUCGAAGUCCUAGCUCUAGACAUGAUUCAGAUAGAAGAGACCAUUCACCUCUAAGAAGUAAUAGGUCCAUAGAUGAAGCCAGGGUUGAGUCUAAAUAA